This is a messenger RNA of Aspergillus luchuensis, 318 nucleotides long. RefSeq lists its product as uncharacterized. The record is from RefSeq and is a predicted model, not a curated record. The transcript has a single exon. Bases 1 to 318 code for a protein of 105 amino acids. Lineage: Eukaryota; Fungi; Ascomycota; Eurotiomycetes; Eurotiales; Aspergillaceae.
AUGUUGGUUUGGCUGGACAAUACCAUGAGUGAGCAGCGACAAGGACAUAUCAACCUCUCGACACAGAGAUCGGGAUAUGAGCACGAAUGUACUAGGUUGCAUCAUCUUGGUCCCAAUGCUUUGCAGGGACACGCAUGCGAAGUGACUGGUAGCCAGAGUGCUAUCCGUGGAUAUCGUUCUCCGACCGCCAGGCAUGAAUCACCUGCGAUAUAUCCAGGAGGUGAAAGUGAAAGGAAAGAUCGAGAGACGACUUUGUGGGAGAACAUGUUGGAUGAAUUCGACUGGCACCAGGAGCCUUCGGGCUUCGUUUGUAAAUGA